Sander lucioperca (pikeperch) is the source of this 3334-nucleotide messenger RNA. It is a transcript of the gene dpep2, whose product is annotated as dipeptidase 2. Bases 16 to 1566 code for a protein of 516 amino acids. The record is from RefSeq and is a predicted model, not a curated record. Gene Ontology annotation, molecular function: metallodipeptidase activity. Lineage: Eukaryota; Metazoa; Chordata; Actinopteri; Perciformes; Percidae. The transcript has 13 exons. Gene Ontology annotation, biological process: proteolysis.
UUAUUCCGCCAGGACAUGAAUGCAGCACUCAGCACAUCGACCAGUUUGUAUAGGUUUGUUCUGUAUUUUGCUGGGGCGGAGAGUAAGCUGGGCAGAGAGCUAGAAAGUUCGUACCGCUUGUGUGCAGUUGUAGGCUACAACAAGGUGAUCAACAAGUUGCUUUUUAACCACCUGGCAGUAGUGAGAGAAUACACGAUCCCAUCAUACCAUCCAAGGAUUUAUCAUAGCAUGAGAUGUGAAGCACAGACUAUGCCUUCCAGGAAAACUGUGAUAAGUGCUUCAAGCGGCUUGUGGAUGAAGUCCCUGAAACAUCUGGUGGUUUUCUCCUCUCUGUGUUGUUUGAUAUCUGGAUACUCUGAGAGAGAGAGAGUACAUGACUUGAUGUCCAGAUAUCCUCUUAUUGAUGGUCAUAAUGACCUAGCUCUCCAGCUGAGGAUACUUCACAACAAUCAGCUGAGCCAAAUUGACCUUUAUAAUGUUAGCAAAGUGGCCACCGACAUCACCCGUCUCCAAGCAGGCCAUGUACAGGCACAGAUGUUUGCAGUCUAUGUACUGUGUGGGGCCCAGGAGAAGGAUGCCGUGAGGCUGACUCUGGAACAAAUAGAUGUGGUCAGACGCAUGUGCACUGAGUACCAGGACUUUGAGCUGGUCACAUCUGCUCAGGAGCUCAGGAAUUCUGAAAUGAAGCAUAAGAUAGCCUGUCUAAUAAGUAUUGAGGGGGGCCACUCUAUUGACAGUAGCCUGCCAGCCCUGCGGAUGUUUUAUCAGCUCGGGGUCCGCUCCAUGACCCUCACACAUACCUGCAAUACACCCUGGGCGGAAUCAUCCUCAAAAAUUUAUAACAUCUAUCAAAGACAGAACAACAGCCUGACACACUUUGGGAAGGCCGUGGUGGAGGAGAUGAACAGACUGGGAAUGAUUGUGGACCUCUCCCACACUUCUUGGGACACAGCCUGGGCCGCACUGAAGCAUUCCAAGGCUCCUGUUAUUUUUAGCCAUUCAUCUUCCUUUUCUAUCUGUAGCCAUGGCCGUAACGUACCUGACUGGUUGCUGCAUGAUCUGAAAAAGAAACAGGGGUUGAUCAUGGUGAAUCUCCACAGCAAAUUCAUAUCCUGCAGUGAUGAAGCAAACAUCUCUCGUGUGGCUGACCAUUUUGAUCACAUAAAGAAUGUGAUUGGAGCUGAGUCGAUAGGAAUUGGAGGGGACUUUGAAGGUGCUGUGAGCUUUCCUCAGGGGCUAGAAGAUGUGUCAAAGUACCCUGCCCUAAUCCAGGAACUCCUGCAAAGGAACUGGACCGAGAAUGAGUUGGCAGAUGUCCUUCGAAGGAACUUCCUGCGCGUGUUCGAGGAGGUGGAAAGGGUCAGAGAUCGGUUGAGUUUGAACCGGCCCAGCGAGGUCCAGAUCUCCGUAAAGGAAGUGCAGAACCCGUGCAGGCUGGUCCUCAGACCUCCUGAUCCAAGAAGGCCUUCUGACAUGAGUCCCUCCUCCAGAGCCCAAAAUGGACCAAAAGGUCUGCUAAUCCUGGUCAUACCUCUGAUGCUUUCCAGCCUACUUAUGAUUGAAUGAAUGUGUAGAAACUCAGUUCAGCUACUUCUUUUUUAAAGUGCAUCAUUUUUCUUAUAUAAAUAAGGAGAGCUUAAUGAGUUUGAUGUAGCCAUUUGCAGGUUAUCCUAGCGCUCCACAGGUCAGUAAAGAUAAGGGGUGAAUCACUUUCUGUACAAUACAAAAAAAGCAUUCAAUGUGUAGCCCCAUUUGGGAGGCAGUUUAAGUGCCAACCUCUGUAUAUACAGUGUGCUUUACAUAUAAAUUAGUGUCCAGUCCUCUGAAAGGCACUUUACCAUACAUUUUUUGAACGUAUUUAUUACAUUUAAUUUGUUGCUGAAUUAGUUGUACCUGUGCUGAAAUUAUCACUAUGAAACAUAUGACAUUAAGGAAAGAAUAAUGACACUGAUUAAUAAAACUGCAGAGAUGGCACUUUUAAGUUUUUGAAAUCUCUCUUUUUAAUUUUUGUUUGUUAAGGGUUUUUGUAUCUAUUGUUGACCAGUGAGCAGGUGGUGAGGUCACUAGGCGCGUAUAGCUUAGGUAAACAGUUUAGCUACACUGCAGUUAAAUGUACAAUGUUGCAUUAUGCUCAUAUUAAUAUCACACUAACUAUUUAUUUCUAUAAUAUUACUUUAAGGUAUUUUAUGAGGCUCUUCAACAAAAUAGUACAGGGGGAGCAGUUUAUAAAUGGAUGUUCUUUUUAUUUGAUCUUACAGCAUAAUAAAAUAUUAUAGAGGUUUACAAAACAUAGUGUGUAUUUUAGUGUGAGCUAUUCUGCCCUUUGGCCGAACAGAAAACUGUUGCACAUAGAAUUAACAAACACAAUCUUAAACUUAGAACAGUAGAACAAAGCAACAGUGUGAAAACAUUCCCUUGGUGAGAUUCAGAUUUAUGUAUUGCCAACUAAGUGUAUAGGAAUUUACUUUGGUAAACUCAUUUUGAUGUGAACUUCUACACCAUAUACAUGAUUUAAAGUGCUCAUAUUAUGCUCAUUCUCAGGCUCAUAAUUGUAUUUAGUAGUAGGUUGUACCAGAAUAGGUUUACAUGGUUUAAUUUUCAAAAAACACCAUAUUUUUGUUGUACUGCACAUUGCUGCAGCUCCUCUUUUCACCCUGUGUGUUGAAUUCUCCGUUUUAGCUACCAAGUAGGUCUUCCCACUUCUGUUCAAUCUUUGUUGGGAGUCGCACAUGCGCAGUAACUAGGUCAGCACUACAAGUUAGUCAGAAGCUGAGUUUGAGGUCGUGCCACCAUAGCAGCUAGGUGAGCAUUAUAACGUGUGUUACAAAGUGAUGCACGUUCGUCACGGAAGUAAAGGCUGGACUACAGUAGAGCUCGAGAGUAAGUAAGUAGCUGCAAGAGUUUGUUGAAGUUUGUGAACAGUGUUUUCUGUUGGAGAUGGUAAGUCCCUUUUGGGGUGGACUUUGAGGUUUUUCACUUUGUAAACCUAUAACAUGCACAAGAAAGAUAUAUAACACAAAAAAGGAAAGGGAAAAAGCCAAAAAGCAUAAUAUGAGCACUUUAAACAUAACCACUACGUAAUAGCCUCAUCACCCUUAAAAAAAUAAAUACUCAUAGCUUCUCUAAAAUAUUGCCUGUUUUUAUUAAAGUGAAGGGAAUACCAGGAGCAUUCUUAGCAUUGUGAAAUACAUUUUUAAUAACUGCACAGCUUGUCAUGGUUGAUCCCUUACAAAUAAAACACUCUUAGCUUGUACAGAUCGUUUAGUCUACAUACAGUUGUUCUCUACACUGCAUUCUGGACUGAAAUACUUAUCAUAAUCAACUUCUUAUAAAA